Cryptococcus deneoformans JEC21 is the source of this 2354-nucleotide messenger RNA. RefSeq lists its product as hypothetical. Gene Ontology annotation, biological process: proteolysis. NCBI's taxonomy places the organism in Eukaryota, Fungi, Basidiomycota, Tremellomycetes, Tremellales, Cryptococcaceae. The transcript is spliced from 9 exons. The coding region runs from base 127 to 2214 and encodes 695 amino acids. The record is from RefSeq and is a predicted model, not a curated record. Gene Ontology annotation, molecular function: serine-type endopeptidase activity.
CUCAGCAUGUCUUUCAUCGUCAAAUCGCCAAUAUGUCGCAAACACAUCAAAUAUGUUUUCCUUAUUCCAUGGUAUACAACAUGAACCCAAUCAUGAACAGACUUCCUAUCAAGUAACCACCCACAGAUGAGAACAUCAGCUUCUUUCCUAAUCGUUUUCGCUGCUGCCAUAUCGCUUGCGGCUCCUUACCAACAAAAGACCUUCAACAACGGAGCAUUAUCCAGCUCAGGAGCUUUUUCGGAGAACACUGGACUGCCAUGGCAAGAUGUAGUCUCCAUUCCCAUCAUAGACACUUGGACACUUAAUCCUGCCGGUGACGCUUCUGUCAUCCGCACUGCUACCAUAGAUGUUGAAACAGAUAUACCAUCGUAUGACCUCCAUCUUCUUGCUAUCAAUGCCCAAUACACGGUCCCCACCGCCCUUCAUGGUCCGACCCAUCCGGCUGCACUCUAUUCGUUCAUCACCAACGAUAUCUUCGUUACCCUUCUGCCUUCACAGUCUUCCUUCGGUUCCUGGGAUCUUACGCUUCAAGUUCUCAACUAUACAACUCUUCCACCAGCAUGGGCACCAACUGCCUCUGAGCCAACUAUCCUGAAGACCGUUCGGUUGGGAAAUAGGAGGCCAGAGAGUAUGCUGUAUUCUGCCGGACCGAAGAUACUCUCUAUUGUUCUUGGUGGGGGUUCCAAAGACGAAUUUGCUGGAUCUCUUGGCCCGUUGACACUACUGUCCAUUUCUAAACUAGAUGAGGUCUGGACAGUCGAGCAAUUAACCGUUUUCCUCGAAAACGACCUGAUUAUCGACGAACUCGCCGCAAAUGAUUCUGCCAUAGCUUUCACUGCUCAUAAGCCUGUCAUUAGGCCCAAUAAUGCUACCCGAAGCAUCCUCUACUUCCUUGAUUUAUUCUCCCCUUCAUUCGCGGUACAAAUUAGCUCAGGCAGUUUUGGUGCUGUAUUUUCUCCAGCCCUGAGCUCUAAUGGUCAGAUCGCUUGGCUUGAGCAACGAGAUAAUGGGAAUUGGGGAGGACGAAAAGACCUAUGGAUGUAUGAUGGUCAUACCCCUUGGAAAGUUCCAUUCAAGGAUUGGGACCUGAGUCCAUCAAGGGUUAUCUUUUCGGAAAACAGCGAGGCUCUCAAUCUUCUUACUCUCAAUGACCAAGACACAUCACUUUUCCACAUCUGGACCCCUACUCGAUCAUCGCCCCCUUCUACACCUGUGCGGAUCCCGUCUAAUGGCACAAUCCACUCUGUAUAUCACGUCGGCAUUACCCCUCUUGAUCAUUCACAUUUAAUAGGCGUGAUGUCUUCUCUUACAUCGGCUCACGAACUUUGGGUCAUUUCACACUCGCCUCAUGAUGAUCCGACCUACAAUUAUGAGAACAUCAGGUUGACAUAUUUCAGUGAACCGGUACUACAAGGAAGACAGCUAAAUGCGGGUGAAAGUAUAGAGUUCGUGAAUGAGUUAGGGUUGACCGUGAAGGGGAAGGUAUUUCUUCCUAGUAAAAAUAAAUCACAGGAGAAGGUACCAGUCGUGCUGUUGCUGCAUGGCGAUGGUAACAGCGAAGGAUGGCGUAAUCAGUGGAUGCAGUAUUGGAAUCAGAACGCCUUGACCAGUGAGGGAUAUGCUGUGGUUACUAUCAACCCUACAGGCUCCGAAGGCUACGGUAACUACUUUGCCCAGUCGGGCCGGUUUAAUUGGGGUAAUCAAACUAUAAACGACAUUUCCCGCGGUCUUUUCCAUUCUUUCAACCUAUUUCCUAACCUGAACAAUACCAGCGUCACGGCAAUGGGUUAUGGCGCCUAUGGCGGAUUUGUUAUUCAUUGGAUACAAGGCCACUCCACCGCCUUUGUCGCUUCCAAUGGGGAGCCAGUGAGAUGGAAGGGAUUAGUGGUUCAUGAUGGCGUACUGUCUCCUAGGUGGUGGGCAGCAGAGACAUCUUGCCCAGCGAAGGUAGAGUGGGAAUUUGGCGAAGUCUCGUAUGAUGAUGAGUCACCAUUUUCGCUCUGGGAUCCUGAGCGUUCGUCCCGUGAAUGGGCCAUACCAGAAUUAGUUAUCCACGAUGGUCGAAAUGACUGCGACGCUGGCCCUCUAUCGCAAAGCUACGCCUCUUUUGCGCUUUUGCAAAGUCGAGGAGUCAACAGUGAGAUACUGGUAUCAGAUAGAUGGGCGUUUUCCAAAUGGCAUAGGGCCAUAUUUGAUUUCCUUGAGUCUUUGUGAUAUCCCAUGCAGAAUGAUGGAUACCAUUACAACUGGAACAAUUAAUGUGAAUCAUACAAACUCAAUCGAACUCCAUAUGCACUAGCGCUAUGAAUGACUGUCGGUUGGCAUAUGAGCUAGAAGCCUGGAUAUGUCAAUGA